Crotalus tigris (Tiger rattlesnake) is the source of this 4006-nucleotide messenger RNA. RefSeq names its product nuclear receptor subfamily 1 group H member 4 (gene NR1H4). Lineage: Eukaryota; Metazoa; Chordata; Lepidosauria; Squamata; Viperidae. The record is from RefSeq and is a predicted model, not a curated record. The transcript is spliced from 11 exons. Gene Ontology annotation, molecular function: RNA polymerase II cis-regulatory region sequence-specific DNA binding; bile acid binding; zinc ion binding. Gene Ontology annotation, biological process: negative regulation of inflammatory response; positive regulation of transcription by RNA polymerase II; negative regulation of transcription by RNA polymerase II. Bases 2419 to 3738 code for a protein of 439 amino acids.
AAUAAACAAAGAAAUGAAUGAAUGAAUGUAGUUUUCUAUCAUUUUAAACAAUUGACUAUUUUUUGAAAUGUCCUCAAUUAGUUUUUAGUGAUGCUAUAAAAUGAAUAAAUAAUUAAAGAAAAUAAAGUGAUUUAGUGGUAAAGCACACUAUUAAUGCAGCAGCAGAACACAUAUGCUGUAUAGAAAAAGAUCCCAGCUUGUGUCCUUCACUAUAAAGUUCCUGGAUAGCAAGUAUCAGUCAGCGCAGGCAGUAGGGAAAUAAAUGUUGACAGUAAAAAAAGGUUACAUUAGCUCAAAUAAGCAUGUCUAAUAACUGAACAUUCAAGAAUUCAGACUCCCCAUCUGUUCAACCAUUCUGUGGUUCUUGGUGCUCUUUGAGCUUGGUGGGUUUUUUGCAGACAUUUUGUUAAUGUUACCUAGUUUGGCAAUAAAACGUCUGCAGGAAAACCACCAAGCUCAGAGAACACCAAGACUCCACUGGUGUUUAACCCUGAGUUUAAUCCUGAGCCACAAGUAUUCUUUUUUAUCAAUUCUGUGGUUCAACCAAUUCUAUUUCUUGACUCUGUCCAAAUGUCUUUCUUUCCCCAUCAUUCAGCAACAUUUACAUUUAGUCAAACUAUUUAUCGUGUGAAAAAUUCAUAAACUCUUCUGUAGGUUUGUUUUUAUUUUGUUUUGUUUUGUUUGAAAAUAUACUUAUAGGUGAAAGAAUGUAGUGAUCUGGACUGAAGUCUUGAGAUGGAGUAGAUGGGGGAGGUGUUAACCAUUUUUCCUUUCUGCAUUCUUUGAAUGUCUGUAAUAUUUCUGCUCUAUGCCUCUUCCCCUCAUCUGUUUAUCUUUCCAUUUUCCUCAUAAUACUUCCUUUAGUCUCUCUGUCACCACUUCUCUGUUUUCAGCUGUCAGCAUAUAAGGGCAUCCCAUCAACUUAGCUAAAAGAUAAGAAUAAAUGGGUUUUGCAAGCAAUGAGCAGGUGACACCAGGUUUUAGAAUAGAAAAGAUUUUCUGAGACAGUGUAUAAAAUACAAUCUGUUUCUAUAUAUACUGCUUUAAGUAUACAACUGGUAUUUUUUAUAUAAUGAACAGUAAAAUGGUUCAAUAGUAUUUUUUUCUUUCAUAUAUUACAUUGUUAGCGUUAUUGGGAUAUAUGUGUACAACAAAUAAGAUAUAUAAUAAAUGUAAUAAUCUUUGGAUAUUUUUGCCAUGGUGAUCAGUAACUCCUCAGUAUUCCUCACCAUGUUUUUCUGAAUGCUGAUGCUUUUGGGUAGGAAUUAAUUUUUUUUCCUCACCUUUUGUCAGUGGCAGACAGCUGACAUGUUAUAUUCCCACAUGGCAGCAGAUCACUCAACUUGUAUUCAAAACCAUUAGCCAAUGAGAUGAGAGGAGCACAGCUGGUGGCAGGACUGCACUGCACAAAAAGCUGAUUGGCAGUAGGAACAUACUGAUGGCCAGCAACAGCAUAAAGCAUUUGGCCAACUUGAGACAUGAUGAAAAAACCGCAACCCACUCCAAAAUUCUCUUGCUUAUAAACAUACUUGAAUCAAGUUAUUUAUAUUUUUAACACAAAGAUGAUUUUCCCAAUACAUCUCUUAUCUUGGGGGGAGGGGGAAGAAUAACAUGUGUUUCCCCAUGAGGCAAAGAGCAGUCCUUCUCUAGAAACAUCUCUGGCAAAUCCAAGAGGAAAACAUAAUUUGAUAUCAAACAGUCGACCUAUUUACAACACUCAUACUGACUUGCUGACUGUUACAUGAGGCAUCUUGAUUUCCCACAGCAGUUUCCUUGCCUCAGGGCUAGAAUAGGUUUUUAUAUAGAUUUACCAUUGUGAAUUAUAAUAUAUUGGUUGAUUGGCUUAUUUUAUCAAGCAGUAUUUUUAUACUUCAUUAUACAAUAUACUGAUCCAUAAGAAAUAAUACAACAGGCAAGCGUACAGUUAUGAAUGCUUCUUCUGAGAUCAAAUUUUCUAAAUUUCACCAAAUUGGGCUGGACAUUUGUCAUAGCUACUCUCUCAACUUAUUUCUCAUAAUAAAGUUAAUCAGUAAACCAUGUAACCUCUGCCCUACUAUUUCCUUGGCUGGUCUCAGAGGAAGUUUUAUGUAUCAUUUGUGAUUAGGGUUUUGGAAGUUAAGGAAGCAGAAGAGAAACUAUAUUACAACAUUUUCAGAAACUCUACUUAAAUUGUUAAAUUGGUUUGCUCUUAAAAGACCAAUCUUCUCCUUCCUGGUGUCCUCCAGAUGUAUUAGACUACAGCUGUCAUCUUGCCCCAGUCAGCAUAGUUGUGUCUGACUCUAGGGGGUGGUGCUCAUCUCCGUUUCUUAGCCAAGGGAGUCAGUGAAGAGACCUCCAUGGUCAUGUGGCCAGCAGACUAUAUGCCAAGGCAUCCAGAAUGCUGUUCCUUCCCACCUAAGUGGUAUACAUCCGGAUCCAAUGAUUUCUGCAGCGAAAGAUACUGAUGUGUCAUCCUACUCACAGUACAACACUAUGCAUUUUUGCCCAAUGCAGCCUCCAAUCUCUUUACCAUCUUAUUAUUCAAGUUUUAAUCUUUAUCCUCAACAAUCUGAAGAAUGGCACUCCCCUGUAAUGUACGAACUUGGAAAAAUGCCUUCUAAUCAUUUACAAACCAAGGAGACAGAUCUGGUAGAUAUUCCUAUAGCCAAGAAGUCUCGGAUGGGUCUACUCUCUGGAAGAACAAAAGAUAAGGAGCUGUGUGUUGUCUGUGGUGACAAGGCCUCUGGGUACCAUUAUAAUGCCCUGACAUGUGAAGGCUGCAAAGGUUUCUUCAGAAGGAGUAUCACUAAAAAUGCUGAAUACAAGUGUAAAAAUGGAGGAAACUGUGAGAUGGACAUGUAUAUGAGGAGAAAGUGUCAGAAGUGCCGUCUACAAAAGUGCAAGGCAGUUGGAAUGCUGGCAGAAUGUUUGUUAACUGAAAUCCAAUGCAAGUCAAAACGACUAAGAAAAAAUCUAUCACAGCGCCCAGAUGAGACUAUUAGUGAAGAUCUCGAGAAACCUGACCUGAAGGAAGUGUCAUCUACAACUAAAUUCUAUAAGGUGAAAGUAAAAUUAAGCCCAGAACAACAAAAUCUUCUUUGUUAUAUAAUGGAUUCCUAUAAUAAACAGCAGAUUCCUCCUGAAGUUACCAAAAAGCUCUUACAAGAGGACUUCAGUGCAGAAGAAAAUUUUCUUGUUUUAACAGAAAUGGCCACUAGCCAUGUUAAAAUGCUUGUGGAGUUCACUAAAAGAUUACCAGGUUUUCAAAUCCUGGAUCAUGAAGAUCAAAUUGCUUUGCUAAAAGGUUCAGCAGUAGAAGCUAUGUUCCUUCGAUCAGCUGAAAUUUUUAACAGGAAACUUCCUAGAGGACAUGCUGAUCUCUUAGAAGAAAGAAUUCGCAACAGUGGUAUCUCAGAUGAAUACAUAACACCUAUGUUUCAUUUUUAUAAAAGUAUUGGGGAACUCAAGAUGACACAAGAAGAAUAUGCUCUGCUUACAGCAAUCGUUAUCUUAUCACCAGAUCGGCAAUACAUAAAGGAUAGAGAUUCUGUUGAACGGCUUCAAGAGCCUCUGCUUGAAGUUCUGCAAACAUUCUGCAAGCUUCAUCACACAGAUAGUCCUCAACAUUUUGCUUGUCUCCUCGGUCGUCUUACAGAAUUACGGACUUUUAACCACCAUCAUGCAGAUAUGUUGAUGUCAUGGAGAGUUAACAAUCACAAAUUCACACCUCUUCUUUGUGAAAUAUGGGAUGUGCAGUGAUAAACCUGGACUUUACUGGAUCCUAAACUAAGUUAGCUGGGACAAUAGACUUGAAUCCAUAACAUCAGUGUAUUCAUUCAGAGUUUUUGUAUUGUAAAUAUUCUCUUAAAGCACUUAAAAUAAUUCAUAGUAAAUCAUUUUCAUUGAAGUUUACAUUUGUGUCUGUUUACAUAGAAUAUUUGCCAUGGUUCUUAAAUUCCUUGAAACAAAAGUACAUUUCUACUUGCCUGAAGCAAGUUCCUGUUAUUUCUUUUGAAAUUAAAAUGAU